GGCAUCCUUCCUGAGGCUGGCGGUGGCUUCCGUGCAGGCUUCACACAGACCGUCAGUCUGUAUGCUAAGGGAGCCAUGUUGAUGCCUGGUUUUGUGUCAAUCGCUGCACUUUGGAUGGUUAAAGGACUGCGUCUCAAGGACCGGGAGCCUUAGCGGUGAUUCCAGCACCGCGAUGAGAAGAGAAGAGCGGGUUGAGAUGGUACAGGGAGCACCAGAGGAGAGCUUCUCUUAGGUCACCAGACAUUACACGGUUUAUUCAAGCAAGUGAAGUUGAUGCUAGCCUGUUAGCUAGGUAGCAACAGCUGUGCGGACGCUGCGUGGGAUGCGGUGUGUGGACUAAAACAAAUUCUCUGCUUGUUACAUUUUGUCGGGCUAACGUAAGAUAUACUGCUUGGCGACUUGGGUCAACGUUAACAACGGGGCGGCUGGAUUCAUGCUAUCUUGCUUUUGCCGUUGUGAAGCUAGCUAGCUGUUAGCUCACGUUAGCAUACUGACAAUCAGCUCACAUUUUCAGUCACGAAUAGCAUCUGCUAGCUGAGUGGACCAAAACUUAUCGUUACUUUCUGACAGUCUGCCAGUUGUGGAGCGCCGUGUUGCGUGACAGAAAGACCACCGAAAAACCCCAAGUGGAGAUAUGGCGAUACAUCCGGUCUCUGUGGAAAGCUACCGAUUCGCUUGUCCAGCUUGCCAAGGAGCGGCUAGCGGACUAGCAUAACUUUCCUCUCUCGGUGUCACUAAGAAGCUGUAGAGCCCACUUCCUCGCUAGCCAACCUCUCGUACCUGAAGCAAGCUGGCGGCCCUCCGAGUAGAAGCCGAGGACAAGGAGCUGGGGCCGAUGGCCUGGGUGCUGAAGAUGGACGACGCCUCCAUAGAGUCGGGGCUGGUGCACGACUUCGAUGCCAGCCUGUCCGGCAUCGGGCAGGAGCUGGGGGCUGGAGCCUACAGCAUGAGCGAUGUGCUGGCUCUGCCCAUCUUUAAGCAGGAGGACUCCAGCCUUCCUCCUGAAAGCGAGACCAAAAAUACCCCAUUCCAGUAUGUGUUGUGCGCCGCCACCUCGCCUGCUGUCAAGUUGCACGAUGAGACGCUCACCUACCUGAACCAAGGCCAGUCUUAUGAGGUGCGUAUGUUGGACAACAGGAAGCAGGAAGAGUUACCAGAGCUCAACAACAAGAUGGUGAAGAGCAUAGUGCGUGUGGUGUUUCAUGACCGUCGGCUGCAGUACACCGAGCACCAGCAGCUGGAGGGUUGGAAGUGGAAUCGUCCUGGCGACCGUCUCCUUGACAUCGAUAUCCCCAUGUCCGUGGGCAUUGUGGAGCCAAAGACUCACCCCUCCCAGCUUAAUGCUGCAGAGUUCCUGUGGGACUUAAACAAAAGAUCGUCUGUGUUUGUGCAGGUGCACUGCAUCAGCACAGAGUUCACUCCCAGAAAGCAUGGUGGAGAGAAGGGCGUCCCCUUCAGGAUCCAGUUUGACACGUUCGCCCAGGGAGAGAGUGGAGAGUACACAGAGCACCUCCACUCUGCCUCCUGCCAAAUUAAAGUCUUUAAGCCAAAGGGGGCGGACCGAAAGCAAAAGACGGACAGGGAGAAGAUGGAGAAACGUUCACCUCAAGAGAAGGAAAAGUACCAGCCUUCUUAUGAUACCACUAUCCUGUCAGAGACGAGGCUUGAACCCAUCAUAGAGGAUGCGGGUGACCACGAGCUGAAAAAAUCCAGCAAGCGGACACUUCCCGCUGACUGUGGUGACUCCUUGGCCAAGAGAGGCAGUUGCUCCCCGUGGCCAGACGCCUACGUGAGCCCCAACCAGGCAGCUACUCCCUCCUUCACCUCCACCCCCCUGUCCACCUAUACAACCUCCUCAGUACCGGACAGUGACUCGUCCUCACCCAAUCACCCAGCAGACCCUGGUAGCCAUGGCAACUCGGAGGUUAGUCUCCCCUCUUCUCACCUGUAUGAAUUGGUGGAAAAGCAGUUGAGCCCCACUGCCUCCAUACAGGACGCACAGAAGUGGCUUCUGAAAAAUCGUUUCAACUCCUACACACGGCUCUUCACUCACUUCUCAGGUUCUGAUUUGUUGAAACUAACCCGGGACGACCUGGUCCAGAUUUGUGGGCCAGCAGAUGGGAUCAGACUCUUCAAUGCACUUAAAUCCAGGUCAGUGCGUCCCAGGUUGACAGUGUACGUCUGUCAGGAGUCCCUGCUGGAGAGCCCCCUGCUGGAGAGCCCCCUGCUGGAGAGCCCCCUGCUGGAGAGACACUCUACCAAUGAAAAUGGAGAACACAGCAUUUCCUCUAGUUUACACGUGUAUCAUGCUCUGUACCUAGAGGAGCUCACAGCUGCAGAACUGAUCCGCAAGAUGGCGUGUGUGUGCAGCCUUCCCCUGGGAACGAUCAACCAGGUGUACAGACAGGGUCCUACAGGCAUACACAUCCUGCUCAGUGACCAGAUGGUUUACAACUUGCCUGACGAGAGCUGUUUUUUGAUCAGCACUGUCAAAGAUGAACUGGGCGAAGGACUCCAUCUAAUCCUGAAGUAGUGAGGAGGCAUCUGAUGGCAUCACUAGUACUCCACCCUCUGUUUUGGAGCAGAAGCACCCUCUGUCUCUCUCUGCCUGCCUCUACUCUUUCCUAGUACUUCCUCCCGUUCUCUCAAAAAACGACCGCUCGAUGAAAAGCAGUCAGACUGCGCUAAAGCCAUGUAAAUGUUAGAAUCUGACAUGGGUGUGACCACUGUUUCAUAUUGAAAACACUAAUAACGGAGGAGAUUAGUUAAAAGAAGAGAGACUGGGGGGGAUAUGGGGUUAGGGGAAAGAUAACAAUGUAUGUAUUUUUAUUUUAUUUUAUUUUUUGUCUUUUUAUAUGGUUUCUGCGGGAUAAGGGGGGGGGGGCGGCUCCAGGAGAGAGGAGAAGGAAAGAAAGCAGAGUUUCCUUAUUGCUUGUUGCCCUUCUUACACAACGCGCACAACCAGCACUAGGCCAGUAUUUGAUAACCUGUACUGCUGAACAGCAUGCGAUCUCAACAUACUAACCUGCUUAAAUGAGAAUCCCAAAAUUUACUCUGCUUGUUUAACAAUCUUGACGGGGUUGUCUUAAUAAACCAUUUAUUGAUCAGCUGAACUUGGUAACCCCUGAAAUAUCCAGGCUAAAUUUGUGGAAAAUUGAUGGAUGUUGACACCAAGAUUCUUAUUUUUUAUUUUUUUUUUCUUGGACUUUGUCAGAUGGACUGAUUUCAAUAACUCGUGUCACAUAGAGUCAUCCUUUAGGAUUUUAGACUUCCAACCAUAUCUCUCUGUCUGUUGACAUGACGUCCCACUCGGCUCAACUCUCUUCACGUACGUUCUGGUUGGCCUGCGCUUUUUUACUGUUUUUAGUUGAUGCUUUAUUUAUGGAUCAGCAGUUUGUGUUGCUGUCAUUGAAUUUACUUGUUCCUGGUGCCAUACUGGCUUUUUAACUCAAUCUUCUACUCACUUUCACAAACACAGUGCACGUGCACCUCGUCUUUGAGUCCUCUGCUUUCUGUGCUGACUUUGAAACACUGGUUUAGAGGACUGCGGUUUACGCCUUCUGGGAUUUUGGCCAUAAAUAUGCAGAAAAAGAGGGACAAACUUCUAUAGAAGACUGACAUGCAGAGCAUUAACGCCUAUCCAAAAACUUAUAUAAUGUGGACCAAACGGGUUUCAGAUUGCUAGGCAUUUUUUGAAGAAAAGCCUCAUUGGCUCUGUACAUCUUGGUCAUCAGAAGCGUUCAUAGAAUUGAUCCGAUGGUGAAUUAAACCCUCCUCUAGUAGAGCUGCUUGUGCGCUGCAUGUACAUAAUAAUAAACCCUCCAUUCCAGGAUCUGCUCUGCAACAACCCAUCACACAGCAGGCUGGUAGAAAUGUAUCACAGCGGUAGCCUGGUUUCAGUAGUCUUAUCCUCCACGUCCAUCGUUAAAAUCUUGUGUUUUUAAUGUAGCUGAACACGGGAAGUACAGGUUGUGUGUUUUGAGUGACAACUGUGUGAAAUCUCACACAGGUCCUUGGAGUCACUGUUGUUUUAAUUGACCCCGUUUAAUUUUGGUACACAAUGUCUGGCAGUGUUGCAGGUUCAUACGGUUUGCACGCCUCUAAGUGUCAGAAUGUGUGUGUGUGUGCAUGUGUAUCAUUUUUCAUUCUUGCGAAGAAAACUUAAUUAUGUCAGUAGUUGUCAUAAACUUUUUCCUGUUGGUAUGAUGAAACUGUUUAGCUUGCUAUUUAGUAAAGAGCAUGUGGAAGAAAAUUGGGGAGGAGAGGGGGGGAUAAUUUGGUUCUUGUUGAGUAUAACACCUCCUUGUUUUUUUAUAUGUUAGAGACAAAGUCUGCACUAAGAAAUCACAAAACUCAAGCUGGAUGAGUAGUCGGUAGUCCUACAGACUACACCCUUUUCUUACCCGCCUAUAAAAAGGAGAACAAAAACAAAAAAAUGUCCCGACUAAAAAGCAUCUGUGUUUUUGAGUCCCCAUGCGCCAGAGCCAGGACUGUAGCUCUUGUGGUGUUUACAAGGACAUGAGUAUAUAUCACAGUAAACUGUGUUCAGUAACAGAACGGAUGUGAUAUCUAAGUCAGGCAUACUCUGGCGAGCAGUUUUGGUCCCCUGAAGGCCUGACCAGUCGUCUGUCUGUUUGUCUGUGCAACUGAGUGUGUGGGUGUGUGAGAGAGAGUGUGAGCAGGAGAGGUGACCACUGUUCAUGUACAGCCUAAUGUCAAUGAUGAUGCUUCUCAUGUGCACAGUAUUGUAUGCUGGAGAUGUACACAACCACAUGUGCUGGGAAUAAAUGAUUUCAUAACUUUC
Molecule: messenger RNA, 4804 nt
Organism: Sander lucioperca (pikeperch)
Lineage: Eukaryota; Metazoa; Chordata; Actinopteri; Perciformes; Percidae
Gene: ubp1
Product: upstream binding protein 1
Exons: 16
Coding region: 836-2533 (565 amino acids)
Biological process (GO): regulation of transcription by RNA polymerase II
Cellular component (GO): nucleus
Molecular function (GO): RNA polymerase II cis-regulatory region sequence-specific DNA binding; DNA-binding transcription activator activity, RNA polymerase II-specific
Source: RefSeq, a predicted model, not a curated record